AUGGAUAUUCCUGAACAUAUGUCAUCAAGGAGAGAAGGGUCAGCCGCCCCGCAUAAUUCAUUAACUGCAGAAGCAUCUCAUACAACUGUUACAUCAUCUGGGGGUAGCCAGCCAAUACAUAGACAGGUUGAACAAGAAGUACAGGGGCUAGAUAUGAGACCAAGGGGUGGAAAUUUUAAAGAACUACGAAAGAUGGGAGCCGUUGACUUUGUUGGGACUACUGAUCCUGCCGAGGCUGAGAUAUGGUUGAAGAGGACAGAGCUUGUGUUUAAUCAGAUGGCUUGUAUUGCAGAAGAACGUUUUGAUUACGCAGUGUCUCUUCUUCAGGGCGAUGCUUACUAUUGGUGGGAGACUGUCCCACGAGCUAUGAUACAUCCUCCAGUACUUAGUUGGGAUGACUUCUUGAGAGAGUUCAGUGAUAAGUAUAUGCCACCAGUGUAUCGUGAUGAGAAGCAAAGAGAGUUAUUGUCCCUUAAACAAGGAUCUAUGUCAGUUGCAGAUUAUGAAGUGAAGUUUACUCAGCUUUCUCGUUAUGCAUCGACAUUGCUACCUACAGAACAAGAUAAGUGCAGACGUUUUGAAGAAGGAUUGAUAUAUGAGAUAAGAAGCAUAAUCACACCUUCAGAUCUACAUGCAGUGGCUAUACGAGCAGAGAGACUAGUGAAAGAAAGACAUGUGUAUAUUCAAAGACAAAAGAGAGGACCACCGGAGUAUAGGGGUGAAUCAGGCUCGAGCAUUUCAAAAAGGCCUAGUUCUUUUUCUUCGGCAUCGAGUUUCAGUAGAGGAGGUCCAUUGGGUCAAAGAGGCGGACGUGCACAACCUUUCAGUUAUAAGUGGGAACGAGGAUCUGCUAUGACAGCACGUGCACAACCUUUAUGCGUGCACUGUGGACGACCACAUACAGUGGAAUGCCGAACAAUUACAGGAGAUUGUGCUACAGUUAAUGAUCAAGUUAAAGACAUUUCUGUUGUUAAAGAAUUUCCUGACGUUUUUCCUGAAGAUUUACCUGGAUUACCACCUGAUCGGGAAACAGAGUUUACUAUUGAGUUGUUACCAGGUACUGCACCUAUUUCAAUUCCUCCUUAUCGAAUAUCGCCAUUGGAGUUACAGGAGUUGAAGAAACAGUUACAAGAGUUGUUAGAUAAGGGAUUUAUACGGCCCAGUGUUUCACCUUGGGGAGCGCCAGUGUUGUUUGGUGCACAAGUGUUUUCAAAAAUAGAUAUCGGAUCAGGGUACCAUCAGUUGAAGAUUGCUAAAGAUGAUAUUCCGAAAACAGCCUUUCGAACUCGAUACGGCCAUUAUGAGUUUUUGGUAAUGCCUUUCGGACUUACGAAUGCACCUGCAGCUUUUAUGGCACUGAUGAAUAAAGUAUUUCAACCAUUUCUGGAUCAGCUUGUGAUUGUUUUUAUAGACGACAUAUUGGUCUACUCGCGAAGUACAAAGGAUCAUGUUAAUCACUUGCAGUCAGUAUUACAAGUUCUACGAGAUAAACAACUUUAUGCAAAGUUGAGUAAAUGUGAGUUUUGGUUAGAUCAUGUGGUAUUUUUGGGACACGUGGUGUCAGGUCGAGGAAUAGAAGUGGAUCUACAAAAAAUUGAAGCAAUUGUCAACUGGAAAGUGCCAACUACAGUUACAAAGGUUCGAAGCUUCCUGUGUAUGGCUGGAUACUAUAGACGUUUUGUGGAAGGAUUCUCGAUUAUUGUGGGAUCAAUGACAAAAUUGUUACGGAAGAAGGCCCCUUUCAUAUGGAGUGAAGAAUGUCAUAAGAGUUUUGAUGAGUUGUAG
Molecule: messenger RNA, 1785 nt
Organism: Salvia splendens (bonfire salvia)
Lineage: Eukaryota; Viridiplantae; Streptophyta; Magnoliopsida; Lamiales; Lamiaceae
Exons: 3
Coding region: 1-1785 (594 amino acids)
Source: RefSeq, a predicted model, not a curated record